AUGGCUCGUCCAAUCCUUCAGCCUCUGCGCGCAUGCAGUAACCCGGUCUUCUCUUGCUCACUCCAAAAGUCCAUUCUGGCAACAAUCACCGCAGUCUCCCAGCAACCGCACCGCCGUCAACCCGCCGCUUUCCGAUCCCGUCUUCACGCCCACCGUCCUUACCACUCCCGCCAUCACCCUGAACUCCCACCCCACGAAUACACAAACUCCCAAACGACUAUUCUCGCUGCGGCUCUGAAGCAUGUCCCGUCUCACGGCUUCACCAAGGAUGCCCUUACGCUUGGUGCUCGCGACACUGGCUUCUUAGACGUCUCGGUGCAGCUCCUCCCGCGCGGCGAAUUCGAUCUCAUCCUCUUUUGGCUUGCCAGCCGACGAGGUCUCCUCCGUGCAGCGGUUGAGCAGAGUGGCCUUCUGACGACGGCAAGCCCAGUUUCUGUGGAGGAUAAGACAAAGGCGUUGAUCAUGGAACGGUUGCGCAUGAAUAAAGAUAUACGGCAUCAGUGGCAGGACGCCCUAGCACUGAUGUCUUACCCCUCCAACAUUCCCCUCUCCCUCUCUGAACUCCACGCCCUCUCCUCAGACAUACUCCACCUAGCUGGCGACUCCUCGGUCGACGCAUCCUGGUACACGAAACGUCUCUCCGUCAGCGCUAUUUACGCAUCCGCGGAAGUAAUAAUGACCCGGGACUCGAGCCCCGAUCUCUCGGCAACAGAGGCGUUCGUUACGCGGCGGGUUGAGGAUAGCAAGGCCAUUGGGGACAAACUUAGUGGUGCGAAGCAAUGCCUUGGUUUCAUGGGGUCAACGGCUGUUGGGCUGGGAAGGAGUUGGGGGUUGAAGAUCUAA
Molecule: messenger RNA, 843 nt
Organism: Aspergillus nidulans FGSC A4
Lineage: Eukaryota; Fungi; Ascomycota; Eurotiomycetes; Eurotiales; Aspergillaceae
Exons: 2
Coding region: 1-843 (280 amino acids)
Biological process (GO): ubiquinone biosynthetic process
Cellular component (GO): mitochondrion
Molecular function (GO): lipid binding
Source: RefSeq, a predicted model, not a curated record